Molecule: messenger RNA, 5456 nt
Organism: Thunnus maccoyii (southern bluefin tuna)
Lineage: Eukaryota; Metazoa; Chordata; Actinopteri; Scombriformes; Scombridae
Gene: lrrfip1b
Product: leucine rich repeat (in FLII) interacting protein 1b
Exons: 13
Coding region: 1005-4391 (1128 amino acids)
Biological process (GO): regulation of transcription by RNA polymerase II
Molecular function (GO): RNA polymerase II cis-regulatory region sequence-specific DNA binding; DNA-binding transcription factor activity, RNA polymerase II-specific
Source: RefSeq, a predicted model, not a curated record
UGACGUCAUGACGUCAUGACGUGAAGAGUGAACCACAAUAAGUUACUGUCAGGAUGCGUUCACGGCCCGGUCCACCUGCGGCUCACCUGACCGCGUGACGCGUGUUUACUUCACGGUCACGGAGGAAGCGGCUCCGGUCGGCGGCGACGGGGACAAUGGCGGAUUAACGAGCUUCGGGCCGUUUAACCGACGCUGCGGAGAGAGCUUCGUCUCACGGAGGGAUGUGACCGGCGGCGCAGGAACCGCAGCAGCAGCCGGUGGUGUUUGAACGCUUUUGUCUCUCCGGUUCUCCCGGUGUGACGGUCGGCAGCGAGCUAACGUUAGCGGCAGCUCGGCCCGCAGCCGCUCCGGACAGCGUCAGAAAAACACCGAUUUUAAACGUGAACCGGGUCUAUGUCGUGUUUUGACCGGGUUUAAUGACGGGUCCGGUUGUGUUGGAGAGGAGGAGACCUCUGCGGAUAAUUCGGCUCCGGUAAAGACCUCCUGAAAGACGGACAUCGAAGGAUACCGGAGAGAAAGAAGCUGACUGCAGAGCACCGUCAGAAAAACACCGAUUUUAACGUAAAACUACUUAAUUCAGUGUUUUUAACGGGUUCAAUAACGGGGCCUGUUUGUUUUGCAGAAGAGGAGACUUCUGCGGAUAAUUCGGGUCCCGGUAAAAACCUGCUGACCGUCUGGAUCUCAAGUUAUCAGAGAAACGAGUUCAGCAAACGUUAACGGCAGCGCGGCUCGCAGCCCCUCCGGACGUCCUGAGUCCGCCGAACCGCGUCACAGAAACACUGAUUCUGAACGCGAACCCGGUUUAUUUCGUGUUUAAUCUGGGUUUAGUCACCGGGUCCGGUUCUGUUGGGGAGGAGGAGACCUCUGCGGAUAAUUCGGCUCCGGUAAAAACCUCCUGACCGAUGGACAGUGAAGGAUACCGGACCGAGAGAAGCUGACUGCAGGACAGCGUCAGAGAAACACGGAUUUUGAAGGACACCUCUGCGGAUCAUUCGGCUCCCGGUAUGAUGGGGACUCAGGGACCGGGCAGGAAGAGGAUCCCGAACCGGGAGAGGCUGACCGCUGAGGACGAUGCCCUGAGCCAGAUCGCACGAGAGGCGGAGGCGCGGCUGGCGGCGAAGCGAGCGGCGAGGGCGGAGGCUCGAGAGAUCCGGAUGAAGGAGCUGGAGAGACAACAGAAGGAGGUGUCAGACGAUGAGGAGAGGAUGUCUGUGGGGAGUCGAGGCAGCCUGAAGCCGUCGGACUAUGGAGGGUUUUUGGGCUCCAGUUCUCGUGCUUCCUCCAGGGCCAGUUCAGCUCGCGCGAGCCCAGUGGUGGAGGAGAGGCCUGACAGAGACUUCCUGGAGAAAGGCUCGAGGACGGCGUCGACGCUGUCCGCCGCCACGCUCGCCUCGCUGGGCGGAGCUUCGUCCCGCAGAGGAAGCUGUGACACGUCGUUCUCCGUGGAGACGGAGGCGUCCAUCAGAGACAUGAAGGACUCUCUGGCGGAGGCGGAGGAGAAGUAUCGUAAAGCGAUGGUUUCAAACGCUCAGCUGCACAACGAGAAGUCGACUCUGAUGUUUCAGGUGGAAACUCUGCGGGAGGAACUCAGCGACAUGGAGGAGCUGCUGUGGGAGGCACGUCGCCACGGCGACGACAGGACAAAGGAGUGUGAGCGUGAGCGUCAGGCUCACAGUGUUCUUCAGUUCCAGUUUAAAGAGAUGAGAGACACUCUGAGACAGACUGAAGAGCUGCUGACGGAGGUGUCAGCUCUCCGCCUGCAGAGUGGAGUGUAUUGUCAGGAGAUCUCUGACCUGCAGGAGGCUCUGCAGUGGAAGGAGAAGAAGAUCGGGGCGUUGGAGAGGCAGAUAGAAAUCUCUGACAUCGUUCGGAUCGAACGCGACCGGCUCAGAGACGAGGUGGUCCGACUCCGAGAUUUGCUCAAGAAACACGGAGUGGUCGUCUCUCCUGAGGUCACCACCAACGGGGAGACGGGACUGGACGAGGCUGAGGAUGAUGUCACGGCAGAGUCUGCCUCCCGAUUGGCUCAGGAGCCGUCACAUGGUGGCAGGGAGAGCAUGCUGGGAAACGUUCGAGAGCGGCAGGCAGCAGAUGUGCACAGCAGCUGUUGGAUUUAUCAACAGUCCCGGUCGCUGAGCGUCAUCUCCACCAGUGACCGAACCAGAGCAGACACUUUAAAACAAGCGAAGGGGACGAAUAAACAGGCUAGAGACAGAAAAGACAGAGCAGAGAAACGUCCAGGCAGGAACGAAGGCGCAAACAAACAACCCAGAAACACAGAAGGCAUUUAUGAUACAACCAAGAAAACCAGGCAGGACACAAAUCUUCUGCUCAGAAACGAAGGAAUUAAAAAACAACCAAAGCCAAAAUCUGCCGUCACCCGAUCAAUAGUUCAUAAUCAGGCUUUUAAAGGCAGAACCAGACCUGACAGUGAACCUGGAGUCACUUCAUCCUCAGUAUCACACCAGGAUGUCCUUGUGAUAGAAAUGGAGCGCUCCUUUGAUGAAGGAAACCCCAAAACUCAGAUAAAUGUGGGAGGAACUCGACUGAUGGCAGUUUCAGCUGUUGGCAGAGCUUCAGCUGAAAAAAUCCACAAAUCAAGACUCGUUCCACCUCGAACUGCUGAAGACAUCAUCCUGGACAACAAGGCCUUAGCGAGUAUCGUGACUGCUGGAAAACAAAACUGUCUGACUCAAGAGAAACAAAAACAAGAUGUGGCAGCUGUGGUGGAAAAUGAGACUUCAUCUUCUGACAGAGAUGUUGCUCAAACAUCUUCGUCUGCUGUCGAUCAGAGUUUCCAGAAUCCAGACGAAGAUGAAAGAACAAGCAGGGAUGAAGGUUGUUCAGAAAGAGUCGAGCCUGAUAUUUCAACUGUGUGUGCAGAAGAAAAGAAAACUAAUGAGAUCGUUGCUCAGAUGUCAGUAAACUCUUUGAAAGAAAAUGAAUUUGCUGAGAUUGAACAGUGUGAUGAAGUUACAGAAGUUCUGACAGAUACAGAAACGGAGACGUUUGUAUCGAGGGUUAAAACUUCUCUCAAACACCAACAAGAGACGAUUACAGAGAAUCAGGCUGAGUUACGUUAUACCGACUUAUCUGAAGGUCCAAACUUUGAGACCAAACUGAGAACCAUGGAAGAUGAUUUAACUCUUCCAGUGGUGAAGGCCAUGUCUGAUGAAAGGUGGGGAACACCUGAGGAACAUCAGGAACCUGUUAAAGAAGUUCUUCAGAUUCAGGACACAAUUCAACACAAUUCCUCUGAACGUCCAGACCAUGAAGAUCAGACUGAAGAGCCGAAGUCAUCGACUGUGUCGGCAUUCGUCUCCAGUGACACGUGGAAGGACCGGAGCGGUUUGGAAAAGAUGUUUCACAGCGUGCUACAAGGGUUUAUGGAAGAUCGAGGUUUUGCUGCUGAAAUCUCACAGCGUGUUCCAGAAAUCACAGAAUUUAUUCAACAGUGGGUUUCAGAUUUGGAGAAAGGAAACGCGUCGGAUCAGAUGCAGAACAAACCUUCUCCGUGUGAGAGAGUCGACCAUGAAUCAGCAGGACGAAUAAUGGAGACUGAACUACCUGUGAAAGACUCACCAGGAGGAAGUAAAUCUGCUGUUAGACAUGUAGCGAUAACCAAAGCCUGUUCAGUCUCAGAGAUGUUGGAAGUUCCUUCUUUACAGGCACAUCCUCAACCUGAGGACGUCUCCGUGGACUCAUCUGGUUCCUCGAGUAAGGUUUGUGAAGAUGAUCAGGAUCCUCCAGCAAGAGAUGACCAGGAAGCUGCAGAAAACACCUCAGGAGUCUCAUCCGGCGCUUGUGACCCUGAGAUGGAAGUCGACGAAUCCUCCGCUGAAGAUGGCAAGCUCAGUCAGAGCUGCUCCGAGGACUUCAUAUUUAUCAGCUCCUACUUCGCUGAACCCGUCAAGACCAGAUCAGUGGAGUCUGGGUCGGAUGCAUCAACAGAUCCAAAGAUGUUUGUAGAAGUCGUCUCUGAACAAAAAGAACAAAGUGAGAUCGUUCCUGUCGAAGAUUUAAAUGAGACGCACCUCGAACCGCAUCGAACAUCCUCCACAAAGUCUCACGUUGUCGGCCAAAGUUCAAAGGUCAGAAGACUUUUAGAAAUAACAGAUGAAAUCAGGGCGAUGGCCGUUCCAGAGUUGGCCCUGAUGAGCCUACAGGAAGGAAGAAUCAUAGAGGAUCGAUGGAUCGACGAGUCGCCGGGACUGAGUGUGGAGGUACAGGAGGAGGCGUCAGUCGCAGACACGGACAGCUGCGAGGAGGUCGACGAGGAGGCGACACAGCAGCCGGCAGAGCGACAGGAAGGGCGACCGGAGGAGAAACACCUGAGUGGAAGGAGAAGAGUCUGUCUCCACAAACACAAAACUGAAUGCAAGAUUUCAUAGAUUCACAAGAACAAACUCAGGUCUGAAAACAAACAUCUGCAGAUAUUGUCUGUGAAUUUACUUUAACUUUGUUGCAAGUUGUUGUAUUUUAUAUAAUAUAAAAGAGACACGUUCUUUCUUUUUCAAAGCUUCAUUGUCGGAAAGUGAGACGUAAUAAAUCCAAACUUCAGUAUUUUGUAAAUGUAGUCUCUGGUGUGUUUGGGAGCGUCUGACCACUGCAAGAGAGACGGCCCUAAAGUUGCUGGAAGUAGGAGGUCCAAGGGGUCACUGGCCCCCACUUUACCCUCCUGUAUCUCCUCAAAUGCCCCUGUAGUGCAACACUUACGGUAAAAAGAUGUUUCAGUCGUUCCCGUCCAAUCUGAGACAUCAGGUCAAAUAAAUCAGGCAAACAUAAAACGGGAAUAAUGUUUUCAUUUUAAUCCAAUCAAAGAGGACAAUGUCACACAAAUCUAAUGCACACAGUGAACACAGCAACCAGCGGAACGGUUUCAGUGCUGCGUUACGUUGUUUAAGUCUGAUGUCACGUUGAAAUGAAUGUCCGAGUUUAUUCAGGCUGUUUUCGGCUGUGAAGGACAUUUAGACUCCAGCAUGUUGGCGUGUUGAUGAUAUAUGAAGGUAAAGCAGGAGGAAAGUCAUGUUUUAAGGCUGCUGACGACAUUAACGUUCCUAUUGGCUGCCUGCUGGUCACUCAGUCCUGUUACUGUCCUGUAAGCUCGUAGUUUUUGGUAAUUAAAGACAAGAAGCUGGUAUCGAAUCCCACAAGCUGCUUUUAGUUUGGGAGGAUACAAACAUCAACAUGUUAACAACACAUUCUGAGUUUUUCACCACUAGUUUCACUAUGGAUCAGUUAAUAUUGUGUUGUUAUGAGUGCUGCUCCUGUUUAUGGACAGUUGGUGGCAGCAACGCACCAACAAAGGCAGUGAAGAAGAUGUUUGUAUAUGUUGUGUGAAGGAGGGAAACACAUUAUUAAGUCUCAAGUGUUAAACAACUUUAGUUUAAAGGAAGAAGAAAACUCCACAGCGCUCCUUUAACUUCUCAUUUUAAAGUCUGUUUUUCUCAUAAAUC